Molecule: messenger RNA, 1282 nt
Organism: Nycticebus coucang (slow loris)
Lineage: Eukaryota; Metazoa; Chordata; Mammalia; Primates; Lorisidae
Gene: SNCB
Product: synuclein beta
Exons: 6
Coding region: 275-679 (134 amino acids)
Biological process (GO): synaptic vesicle endocytosis; synapse organization; chemical synaptic transmission
Cellular component (GO): axon terminus; cytoplasm; neuronal cell body
Molecular function (GO): cuprous ion binding
Source: RefSeq, a predicted model, not a curated record
GCCAGAGGGGGCGCUGAGCUCAGAGCUGCCGCAGCGUCGGAGCCGGAACCGAGCGCGCGAGCUAGCAGGGCGCGAGGAACUAGCUGUGGCUGCCGACGCACCCUAGACCUGGCACUGCUGAGACGCUGCUCAGGGCCCGCAACUGAGCGCCUGGCCACGGCCGGAUCCCCCACCGGCUUCGAGUCCAUCCCGGCCCGGCCUAGCCGAGCACCUGAGUCCGUCCGCCGCAGCCGCCGCUCCAUCCCCUGCCCGGGCCCUUAUCCAGGCCGCCAGGAUGGACGUGUUUAUGAAGGGCCUGUCCAUGGCCAAGGAGGGCGUUGUGGCUGCCGCUGAGAAAACCAAGCAGGGGGUCACCGAGGCAGCAGAGAAGACCAAGGAGGGCGUCCUCUACGUUGGAAGCAAGACCCGAGAAGGGGUGGUACAAGGUGUGGCUUCAGUGGCUGAGAAAACCAAGGAGCAGGCCUCACAUCUGGGAGGAGCUGUGUUCUCUGGGGCUGGGAACAUCGCAGCGGCUACAGGCCUGGUAAAGAAGGAGGAAUUCCCCACCACUAUGAAGCCAGAGGAAGUGGCCCAGGAAGCUGCUGAGGAGCCACUGAUUGAGCCCCUGAUGGAGCCAGAAGGGGAAAGUUAUGAGGAAACACCCCAGGAGGAAUAUCAGGAGUAUGAGCCAGAGGCGUAAAGGGCCCAGGACGGCCCCCCACCAGCAGCACAAUUACCCACCCACUCCCAACCCCGUCUCUGCCCCAUCCCCCAGAGCCAGGGCUGUCCUUCUAUCCCUUCUCCCCCAAACACGAGAUCUUCCUUCUGCUCUGAGGCGACCCCUCGGAGCCUGUGUUAGUGUUUGUUCAUCUGUCUGUCCCACCCGCCCGCGUCCAACCCUAGGACGUGGAUAAGGCUAGGGCUGCAGUCGCGGCUCGCCCCAUCCAGUCCAGUGUCUGCGCGGAUGUAGCAUGUUCUAUGUGUUUUUAAAAGAAGAUUGGGAAGCAAAGGCUCCUCCCCCACUACAACAGAGAGCUCUCCCAGGGCUUCUCCGGCUGCCCCAGAGCACAGCACCCACCCCACUCCCACAUUGUCACCAAGAGCCUCUUUUUUUGUUUGUUUUAACCAAAACCAGGAGCUAGGCUGUGCCAUACCCCCUCCCUCAGCCAGCCCGGUCGGAGCGCGGGCGUCGUGUGUUUUGAUUGUGGCAUGAAGAGUCCCCCACACCCCAGUGUGAGCGUGUCCCGGGCGGGCGGGCCCGGCCGCCCCCCGCGUGUCCAUGAAUAAAGCCAAUCUGUCUGUA